AUUCGAUCAAUUAAUAUGUUACAGUAUAGUGAUCAGUUGAAUUUCUUCCAUGUUGUUAUCUUUCUACUAGCUAUUCAACAAAUCUAUGCACCAGUUACCUUAUCAAAUCCUGCAUAUCAAAGUUCUUCAGUUAAUUAUAUAUCAACUAACGAUCAGUGGCAGGAGGUUCCAGAACCAACUAAUAUAUUUGAUAUUGUUAGGAACCAAUCACCAACUUAUCAAAAUAAAGUUUCAAAUUCAUUUGGCUUAAAUCCAGUUGUUGGUGGGAAUGGAUAUAGAGUUCUUCGUUCUGAUGAUGAAUCUGUGGCAUACGUUAUACCAUUGAGAACAGCACAAAAUACAUUUCCGAUAGACAAUGAUCUAGAAGAUGAUGAAUUAGAGACAUGGAUUCACCAAAUAAGUGGAUUUGACAAUAGACGAAAUGAAUAUGUAUCACCUGGUCAAACGAUGUGGAACACUCAAUUGUAUACAGGUUGGAACGUGCCACAUCAAUCGAAUACCUUAAGUUUUCACCACCAUUCACCACCACGAAGACGACUUCUGACUCCUAGUUACGCUGCAUCUGUUCCAUAUCAGAAUAGAAGGAAUUCACUUUCAACUAGUUACCCAAAUGCCUUCAUAACACAACAAACCAACUUUCCUCCACAAAGAUCUAGCCUCGGGCCACCGGUAGACAUUAUUCGACAAAAUAGGUACACUGGAUUCCAACCUAAUCAGCAAACAUCGAUUUAUACUCCAAACAUGUUUAUCAGACGACCUUUUAAUUCUUAUAGAAGACAAAUGUCCUUAUCUUACUUGAUUCCGAACUAUCAAGCAUUGAAUAAAGCAACUUUUCGUGGAUACAGACCAACUACACCAUCAGGCGGCAAUCUAAAUUACCCAACACUAGGGACCACAAGCAUAUAUAACAGUACAAGAAGAUCAACUUUUAGCUAGUAAGUGUAUAUGGAUCUAACUGGUUAAAGUAACGAGACACAUUUUCAAUUAACCUUUUCAAGUCAUGUUUAUUUCUCAAUAAAAUAUCAUAAACAA
Messenger RNA from Schistosoma haematobium, 1032 nucleotides. RefSeq names its product synaptotagmin. The record is from RefSeq and is a predicted model, not a curated record. The transcript has a single exon. The coding region runs from base 16 to 936 and encodes 306 amino acids. Lineage: Eukaryota; Metazoa; Platyhelminthes; Trematoda; Strigeidida; Schistosomatidae.